AUGGAUAAAGAUCUCAAGCCCAUUGCCACCAUGCCGACGAACUCAACUGUCGGGAUGGGCGAGUUGGUUGAAGAUACAGCUAGCGGUCACAAACCAACUGCUACUUUGGAUGAUGACGAGAAGCAUUCUGAGGAAAUGGGUUCUCCGCCACUUAGGAUCGUGUACAGCUCCAAGGAAGACGCGAGGGUCCGAUGGAAGCUCGACCUGAUCUUGCUGCCCAUGAUGGCGCUCACAUACGUGCUCAACUACAUGGAUAAAGUUGCUUUGUCCGAGGCUUCCAUCUUCGGCAUCAAGGAAGAUCUGAACCUCAUGGGCCAGCAGUAUAGCUGGUCAUCCUCAAUCUUCUACCUGGGGUACCUAGUCUGGCAGUAUCCCAGCUCUCUUUUGAUGCAGAAGCUUCCCAUCGGACGAUACUUUGGCGUGAUGAUCUUUCUCUGGGGUCUCACCGCCUGCACGACGGCAUUCACAAAAGACUUUGCAACGCUCUGCGUCAACCGUGCCUUCCUCGGUGUUUUCGAAUCCUGCAUGUCUCCCAUCCUCACGAUCCUAAUCUCUCAAUAUUGGACACGAGAGGAGCAGCCUCUUCGCACGUCACUAUGGUGGUCUGCCAGUGCUGUCGGUUCUUUCAUGGCAGAUGCCAUUACAUACGGCCUCUCGGGAAAGGAUCAUUCGGGCUCCAAGUAUGCCGUCUGGCAAGUCGUGUACCUCGUCUUUGGGCCGAUGACGAUGUUUUGGGGUAUUGUUGUCUUUUUUGGUGUUCCGGCGUCGCCUCUAAGUGCAUGGUUCUUCAGUAAGAGGGAGAGAGAUAUCGCGACUGAUAGAGUCCUGAAAAAUCACACCGGUAUUAAAAACACCGAGUACAAAUGGAACCAGGUCCGCGAAUGCCUGAUGGAUCCCCAGCCGUGGAUAUUAGCCAUACACGCCUUUCUUCAAUGUCUCCAGGGAGGAGGCUUAACAUCGUUUUCGAAGAUCGUGUUGACCCAGACCCUCGGCUACUCCAGCCGCCAGGCUACUUUGAUGGGCAUGCCGUCCAACACCAUCCACCUCGCCUCGGUGGUCUUUGCUGGUUGGUUCUGCACACGUUUCAAGAAUACUAGGUGCUACGUUAUGAUUGCAACCAAUAUCAUCGUCCUGAUAGGUGCCGUAUUGGUGGAUAACCUUCCGCAAUCUAACCACCAGGGCCGACUUGCGUCUUUUUAUAUAAUUUAUGUCAAUACAGUCCCUUUCGGACUUGGAAUGAGUAUGCUCUCCUCGAAUAUCGCAGGAUUUACCAAGAAGUCCACCGCGAGCGUCAUGAUGUUCCUAGGCUACUGUCUUGGCCAAUUUACUGGCCCUCAAUUCUUCAUCACACACGAGGCCCCACAGUACAAAACUGCUUUCAGAGGCUUCUACUCCUCAGUCUCUGCCAUGAUUGUGUUGGAAAUCGUUCUGCUCAUCUACAUUAGGUAUCAGAACCACCGUCGAGGCCGCCAUGAGGUUCAGGAAAUCUGCAACGUAAACAUUUCUAGGGAUGAUUUAGAUCUUACGGAUUGGCAACAGGGCUCAUUUAGAGAUGAGACAGAUCAGAUCAGAACUCAUUCGAGGCGUCGCGGGAAGAAGAAGAGCACGCCUAGCAUACCGAGUCGCUCAGGGACUAGUCCACAGACUCCAAUGGCCUUUUCAAUAGCCGAGACGAACGCGUCCGACACGCUGGAAACAUCGUCACUCGCAAUGCUCGAUGCGACGGCGAUGCCUUGGAUGGAUGGCAUAUUUGACUCAUAUCCAGAUCAACAAUGGGAUUUGAGCCCUGACCCGGCGGUGUUUUCAAAUACGACUGAUCAGGCCUGGGUUCCGUUUAUGGAAUCGCCAGGUAAAACCACAGCCGACUUCAACGCGGGCAGCCUUUCCUCGAGUUCCCGUCAGACGGUCUCCGAUCGGGUGUUAGCACAGCACUACACUCAGAAUCUAGCAUCAAAAUAUAGCUCCAAGGGCCAAACGUGGAACAAUCACACGUAUUUCUUCAAUCGCUUCAACUCUAGCCAUUCGUUUGUAAUAUCAUCGCUUUACGCAUGGACAGCUGCUCACCUCCACUGCAAUGGGACAUUGGCUUCGGAGAGUAGUGCCUUAGAACACUACGAAAAGAGUCUCGUAGCUCUCGUGGAUCAAUUAGGCGUCCACCUCGAGAUUGGAGGCAUGGAUGAAGAACUCAGUCAGACUUGGCCGCAGCUUAUCACCCGAGAUGAUGACCUGGACGCCGUGUCAGUGACGCUAUACUUCCUCGCCUGGACAGAUCUUCUUCUCUCAAGAAGAGCCUCCCUAAGGCGCAUGCUAAGCCUCGAGGCUUGCUUACUUGAGAGCCGGGGCCAUGGCGAUCAAUCGCAGUCGGUUUACGGCAGAAUGGCGGUGUGGUUCUGCUUUCUUGAUGCUCGCGCCGCUCUCUUUUCGCAAUGCGAUGAUCGCAUCAUACAGUGUCUAGGCAACGACUUGGGCUUAAUGUUUGCUGUGGACAAAUCAUACAAUUUUCUGCAGCAAGAAUACACUCUUUUGUACCCGAAUGAGGAACGCCGGUGGGAUGAGGCUCAUAGGCCUUUGUAUGUGGCUACAUGUCGCUUGGUCGCUCUCUUGGGGAUGAUAUCCAGAGGCGACCGCACCACGGCGGGUGAUAGCCAAGAGGCAAGUACGAGAGAAUCGUUAGAUGAUAUUAACCAGGGUCUCGCCGGUAUCACCGAAGAGAAAGCGGCAGAAAACAAAGUGUUAUCCAUCUUCCUCACCGCAAACGCCCUCUUCCACGCCGUACACAUCUACGCCUCAAGAAUCUACCGGCCAGAAGAUGCAAUAUAUGCAGAGACAACACAUGCUGAACACAUAAUUGGCAUCACUCGCCGCUUCUACAGUAAACUCAAGCGUCCAAGAACUGAAGCGCCGCCGACCAAGAUAUGGCCAAUCCCGCUCAUCAUGGCAGCCAUCGAGGCAAAGGACCCUAUCUACCGAGACUGGGCGCUGCAGCUUAUCAGGGACUGCUCUCAGGCUGGGAAACAUUAUGUAAAUGCAUGUGCCUUUGUCGAAAAGGUGCACGCGGCCGAGGAGGGGAUGGGCUAUCGCGCUGAUCUUUCCCAGAUCGCUCAAGAGAUGGGCUAUGACUUUGUGAUCUAG
Molecule: messenger RNA, 3132 nt
Organism: Fusarium subglutinans
Lineage: Eukaryota; Fungi; Ascomycota; Sordariomycetes; Hypocreales; Nectriaceae
Product: DAL5-Allantoate and ureidosuccinate permease
Exons: 13
Coding region: 1-3132 (1043 amino acids)
Biological process (GO): dipeptide transport; transmembrane transport; allantoate transport
Cellular component (GO): plasma membrane
Molecular function (GO): dipeptide transmembrane transporter activity; allantoate transmembrane transporter activity
Source: RefSeq, a predicted model, not a curated record